AUGUUCAGGCAUUCCGAUUUUGGUCACUUUAGAAAAAUAUCAGAACACUUCAAUAGAUUCAAUGGAAUGUUGGUGCAUUGUAUGGUUCUUCAUCAUGUGGUUGAAAAGAAGAAGCGUGAGAUGUGCCGAACUAGAGAGGAAAGGGUACUUAAGAAACAGGCAGCAUUCUGCGCAAAAGUUCGUCAAAAUAAAAAGAUUUCUGCAGAAAAGCUAUUGGUGGUGGUAAGAGGGCCUAAGCUGACCAAAGAGGAAAAGCUGAAAUGUUGUCUUGUAUGGUUUGUGCACACAAUAUUGCUUGCCAAAGAUAUGUCAAAGGGUGUGGACCAUGACCUGAUAAAAAUGGCCGACGAUUUGGAGUUGUUCAAGAGCUAUCCUUGGGGAAAGGAAUCAUUUGAACUCACUCUGGACUACUUGAAGAACAAGAUAGACAUUCCCAAGCACCACCAAGUGCACGUGGAGAAAAGGCCUACAUCAUAUUCUCUCUAUGGCUUCCCCUGGGUCUGGGCAUAUGAAGAUUUUCCUGCACUUGGAAGGAAUGCUGGGAAAUCAGAGGAGGUUUCUUUCUCUAUUCCUAGGAUUCUUAGGUGGCACACCAAGAAAAUGGAGUGA
Lycium barbarum (goji berry) is the source of this 609-nucleotide messenger RNA. RefSeq lists its product as uncharacterized. Lineage: Eukaryota; Viridiplantae; Streptophyta; Magnoliopsida; Solanales; Solanaceae. The coding region runs from base 1 to 609 and encodes 202 amino acids. The transcript has 3 exons. The record is from RefSeq and is a predicted model, not a curated record.